Molecule: messenger RNA, 420 nt
Organism: Rhinocladiella mackenziei CBS 650.93
Lineage: Eukaryota; Fungi; Ascomycota; Eurotiomycetes; Chaetothyriales; Herpotrichiellaceae
Exons: 2
Coding region: 1-420 (139 amino acids)
Biological process (GO): DNA repair
Molecular function (GO): methylated-DNA-[protein]-cysteine S-methyltransferase activity
Source: RefSeq, a predicted model, not a curated record
AUGCCAGUAACUGAAUUUCAAGAGAAGGUGUAUACGCAUCUCCUUGCUAUUCCAGCCGGCCAAGUAACCACCUACGGCCAGCUGGCUAAGGUGCUUUCAUCUUCACCGCGAGCCGUGGGCGGGGCAUUACGCAAUAACCCGUUCGCCCCGGAGGUGCCGUGUCAUCGAGUCAUUGCGAGUGAUGGGUAUGUAGGUGGAUUCAAGGGGGAUUGGGAGAAGGCACCGUCUGGGAUCAAUCAGGGCAUAAAGUUGCAACUGUUGAAGGAGGAAGGGGUUGAAUUCACGACGGAUGGGAAACUAAUUGCUAAGGAUGGUGUGUGGUUUGAGGGACCGUGGAAUAUCAAAAAGGCAAAGGCGGACCUGAAAUCAAUAUCAGAAGAAAAGAGCCAGCCGAAAGUACGAGUCCAAAAGGACAGCUGA